Molecule: messenger RNA, 1557 nt
Organism: Podarcis raffonei (Aeolian wall lizard)
Lineage: Eukaryota; Metazoa; Chordata; Lepidosauria; Squamata; Lacertidae
Gene: SEPTIN1
Product: septin 1
Exons: 11
Coding region: 151-1242 (363 amino acids)
Biological process (GO): cytoskeleton-dependent cytokinesis; regulation of exocytosis
Cellular component (GO): cell division site; synaptic vesicle; microtubule cytoskeleton
Molecular function (GO): GTPase activity; GTP binding; molecular adaptor activity
Source: RefSeq, a predicted model, not a curated record
ACGAAAAUAGGCCAGCCAAUGGGAGAUGACGAUGCUCUGAUACGGGUGCAGAUCUGGCUUCCUGUUUCACUGCCACAGGAAGUUGGUGUUUGAGCCAACAAGGUGCACACUGACAUCCCUGCAGCGUCUCCUCCGUACAACUAGAGACCAAUGAUGGACAAAGAUUACGUUGGAUUUGCAACUCUGCCCACCCAAGUCCACAGAAAGUCCGUAAAGAAGGGGUUCGAUUUCACUCUGAUGGUUGCAGGAGAAUCUGGGCUGGGAAAAUCCACUCUUGUCAAUAGCCUCUUCUUGACAGAUCUAUACAAGGACCGGAUACUCCCGGAUGCGCAAGGCAGGAUCCCCCAGACUUUGGAAAUUGUCAAGCAUGCGGUAGACAUUGAAGAAAGGGGGGUGAAAGUGAAAUUGACGGUGAUCGAUACCCCAGGAUUUGGAGAUGCAGUGGACAACACUGAGUGCUGGAAGCCAAUUGCCCACUACAUUGAUUCCCAGUUUGAGCAGUACUUUCGAGAUGAGAGUGGCUUGGACCGCAAGAACAUUCAGGAUGGGCGUGUCCACUGCUGUCUCUAUGUCCUGUCACCCUUUGGACACGGGCUCCGCCCCCUGGACAUUGUAUUCCUCCGAGCCAUCCACGACAAAGUCAAUAUUGUGCCGGUGAUUGGAAAGGCAGACAGCUUGACUCCAACAGAGGUGAAACGCAAGAAAGAGAAGAUCCGGCAGGAGUUAGAGGAAAACGGGAUCAAUAUCUAUGAGUUUCCUGACUGUGACUCAGAUGAAGACGAAGAGUUCAAAGCUCAGGAUGCGGAGAUGAAGCAAAGCAUCCCCUUUGCUGUAAUUGGAUCCAGUCAGGUGGUCAAGGAGUCGAAGGACAAAGUGUUCCGGGGACGGCAAUAUCCUUGGGGGACAGUGGAAGUGGAAAACGCGGCUCACUGCGACUUCCUCAAACUUCGGAACAUGCUGAUUCAAACCCAUAUGCAGGACUUAAAGGAUGUGACCCACGAAGUCCAUUACGAAAACUACCGAGCGCAGUGCAUUCAGAGUCUGACCAGACCUGGGGCACGAGACCGCAGCAGCCGCGCGAAACUGUCACGUCAAAGUGCCACUGAGCUGCCACUCCUGCCUCUGGCAGAGACGGAGAAAUUAAUUCGCGAGAAAGACGAGGAGCUCCGUCGGAUGCAGGAAAUGCUGCAGAAGAUGCAGGCACAGAUGCUGCAGAGCAAAGGGGAGCAGUGUGACCUCUGAAAGGCAGCAGAGCUCCUUUCCCACAGUGCUAUGAGAAUCCCAAUGGAAAGAGACUUAAUUCUGCAACUAUGUGGCCAAAUCAGGGGGCCACACUGGUAAUGGAAAUGGAAGAGUUAAGUAUUGGUGGGUAUGCUAUGUAUUUGAGAGAGAAAACCCCUGUGGACUUCCAGAUGUUACUGGACUACAACUCCCAACAUCCCUGAUCUUUGCCCAUGCUAGUUUAGGCUGAUGGGAGUUGGAGUCCCCACAAUAUGCAGAGGGCCACAGGUCCCCCAACCCUGGCUUAAGAAAUUAUCACACUGUCUAUCAUAUAUA